Toxoplasma gondii ME49 is the source of this 4984-nucleotide messenger RNA. Its product is annotated as elongation factor Tu GTP binding domain-containing protein. Gene Ontology annotation, molecular function: GTPase activity; GTP binding. Gene Ontology annotation, cellular component: ribonucleoprotein complex; cytosol. NCBI's taxonomy places the organism in Eukaryota, Apicomplexa, Conoidasida, Eucoccidiorida, Sarcocystidae. Bases 685 to 4686 code for a protein of 1333 amino acids. The record is from RefSeq and is a predicted model, not a curated record. The transcript has 14 exons.
CCGAGAAAUGACGCGGAGCCAAGAGUGCCUCGUGCUGUCGUCGCCGGUGGCCGACAGUCCCAUGCCAGACGUUGCCGGAGACACCCGGCUUGCACCGCGGUCUCCUUUUUCAACUUCUUUCGCUCCUCUUGUCGCCGAAGAUCUCUCCGAGAAAGAUCUCUAGGGAGACAUUUGACAUGCUCGAGCGCUUUGAGACAAGCGAAAAAAGAGCGUUUUCUUCUGCGCCGACACACGCAUGUGCAGUCUAGAAAAGAGCGUCGCGAAAAAAGAAAAACGCUGGAAAAUUGUCUUCUCUCUGAAAGAGUUGUGAAGGCGCUUUUCUCUCUGACUCCGCCUGUCUCUUUCUUCCUUCACACCAGUCCUCAAAGCUCCGUCGUGCUCCACCGGUCUCCAGUAGCAGACCUUAGCGCCCCCGUCGCCCACCCCCAUUGUCUCUUCGUUGUCUUCUCUUUGUCUCCUCUUUGUCUCGUCUUUGUCUCUCUUUUGUCUCGUCUUUGUCUCUCUUUUGUCUCCUCUUUGUCUUUCUUUUGUUUCUCUCUCUCUUUUCAAAGUCGCUCUAGUCCUCGCGCCUGGAGGUUCCGUUCCUCCUUGGCAACUUCUCUCGGCGACGCACAAAGGCGCUGGAAAAAGGAGAGAGAAAAGGGAGAAGGGAAGAAGAUUUGAGGAGAAGAAGUGGAGGCAAAGAUGGGAGACUCUGCUGUCGCCACAGACGUCCUUUCCCUCACAGGCGGCUCCUUCUCUCCCCACACAGCAGGUGAAAAAUCGAAUACUUUGUCUCUCUUUCUUCCUUCUUCCUCUCGUCCUUCCUCGCGUUCACCUCCUUCGUCUGCGUUCUCUCCGCGUUCUUCUCUCUGUGUCUCUGCUGGUCCUGACUGCUUCUCUCUUUCCUCGGGGACCCCUGCGUCUUCUCUGUGCGACUGUUUCGAGGAAGCGAAAGAAGAACAAGAGUCGAAUUCUCGGAAGCCGAAGAAACUUUGCCAUUGCCAAAAAGCGGACGCAAAACUCCGACUUCCUUCUCUUCGUCCACCUCCUCCUCAGUCGCCUACCUUUCUCUCUUCUUCCUCUUCUUCUCCCUCGUUUCCUCUCUCCUCUUCAUCUGCUUCUUCCCUUUCGUUUCUGUCUGCUUUGCCCUCUUCUGCUCUUUCUUCUUCGUCUGUCGGUCGGAGAGUGAAGCAGGAUCUGAACCUGAAAAGUCUCUUCCAGGAACACCCGUCUUCCCAGCCUCGUCCUCGACACAGAAGAACGGCGAGAAAUUUUCUUCGGGUGCGAAGACGCGACCGUUCCAGUGGAACUCUCUGCAAGGCCUUCUCUGCUUCUCGUCUAACGCUUUCUCCAAGGUUUCCUCGGAGGUCCUUCUCUCGCUGCCGCUCUGUCUCUCCAGCUCCUUCAGGCAUCUGUUCUCUUUCGGUGUCUCUUUAUCCCGGUCCUUUCGCAAAGACGAUGGCGUCUCCGUUUCCUUGUUCUUCCCCUUCAUCUGAUUGGUCUCUUGUUUCUUCUCGCUUUGCUUCUGCUCCUCCGUCUCGCUCUUCUGCAGCGUCUCCUCACUUCCUCCCGGGUGCCUUCUCGGGCGCUUCCUCGUCGUCUCGCUUGUCUUUUUUCUCUGGAAGUAACCUCAGACAGAGUGAAAACUGUUUGAAGCGCAUGAGAUCGAAUUCGCUCUCCGAAAACAGUGUUUCGUCUUCUCUGAAGUCUCUGCCUCCUUCCCUCUCGCCACAACCUAUCUCUGGCGUUGCAUUUGUUGCGCCUCUCUCUUCUUCUUCUCGCGCGUCCUCUUCUCUCUCUGCUUCUCUUUUAUCUCCUCUUUCUUAUCGCUCUGCCUCGUCUCCACGACUCUCCGUUCCUUUACUCCUCUGCUUGGCAGUGCUGUGCGCGUCAGUUGCAUCGCUUCCUCUCUCCGGUUCUCGCGCGCCCAACUCUCGCGCCUCUCCGUUGGCGUCGUUCUUCUCCCCAUGUUUCCUUUCUUCUCCCCUCUGGCCUUCUCUCGCUACUUCUCGUCGUGCGUCUCCGCUGUCUCCGUCUCCGCUGUCUCUGUCUCCGCUGUCUGCGUCUCUGCACCUUCCUCGAGGUCGCUCUCGGCAGUUCCUCGCCUCGGCUCCCGCGGCGGCGUUGGCGGCUCUUCGGCCUGCGAGAGAGGCUCGCGCCGCAGCUUCUUCGAGGCGUCCAGCUGCGCUUUUUUCGUCUGCUUCGUCGGUCUCUGCAUGUCCGAGCGCAGAGGCGGAGCGCCGGGAGAGAAAAGGCGGCGAGCUGGAGUUGAGGAACGUAGCCAUCAUCGCGCAUGUCGAUCACGGAAAGACGACUCUCGUGGACGCGCUGCUCGUCCAUGCCGCCGAGCUUCAGUCCGCCAGCGACCUGCGAACCAGCUGGGACCUCGAAAAAAGGAAGAGCAUGCAGCGAAUGAUGGACACAGGCCAGCUGGAGAAGGAACGAGGCAUCACCAUUACAGCGAAAGUGUGUUCGCUACGCUUCAAGGAUGGCAGGAAAAUCAACAUCAUUGAUACCCCAGGACAUGCAGACUUCAGUGGCGAAGUCGAGCGCGUCAUGCACUUGGCCGAUGGAGUCCUGCUGGUCGUCGAUGCAGUGGAAGGAUGCAAGCCGCAGACGCGAGUGGUGUUGCAGAAGGCUCUUCAGGCGGGGCUGCGUGCAGUUGUUGUCGUGAACAAAGUCGACAGAAACUCGGCGCGUCCUGAAGACGUCGCUGCGCAGGUUUUUGAUUUGUUUCUCCAGUUGGACGCCUCGGAGGAGCAGGCAGAGUUCGAGGUCGUCUACGCCUCUGCUCUGAAUCGACAGAGCGGCAUGUCUCCCUCUUCCCUCGUCUCUUCCAUGGAUCCUCUCGUCAACGCCAUCAUGCGCCUUCCUUCUCCCCGCGAGAGAAGAGAGGCGCACCUAGCCUCUCUCUCCCCUUCUUCUCCUUCUUCUCCUUCUCCUGCGUCUCCUCCUUCUCCUUCUUCUGCGGGUGUUGGAGGCUCGACUCCCGGGGGGCUGCUGCAGAUGCAAAUUGCGCAUGUGGACCGCAACGCAUACCGAGGCGUUAUGGCCAUGGGGAAGUUGCUCGGAGGCACAUUGAUUCCUGGAAUGCCAGUGGGCCUUCAGCGACCAGGCGAACCUCUCAGAAAAGCAACCUUCACUGGCGUCUUCGAGUAUGACGGCAUGGACCUGCGUGAGCUGUCCAUCACUGCUAGUGGUGGAUCUCCCACCGAAUCGAACGUUCUCUCUGCUUCUUCUCUUUCUCCUUCUUCCUCUCUUUCACCUUCUUCCUCUCUUUCACCUUCUUCCUCUGUUUCUCCUUCUUCCUCUUUUUCUUCUUCCUCCUCUGUUUCUUCUUCUCUCUUGGCCAGUGACUGUUCCAGUUCUUUGCUCGGCGGGUCUGCGACAGAAGGGGUCGCUGAACGAGGACCAGAAGAGGAGCAGAAGGAGGCGUUUCCGCGUUCCGAAAAUUUGGCUGUGGUGCGGAGCGCUUCGUCGCUCCCGGGGGAUAUCCUCGUCCUCGCUGGUGUCUCGACAGCUGUGCGCGUCGGAGACUCCGUGGUGGAUCUCGUGGACCCCAGACCGCUCGCGCCUAUGAAGGUGGCAGAUCCCUCAGUUUCCAUUCAGGUGCUGGUGAAUACUUCGCCCCUUGCAGGCAAGGAAGUGGAGACACCGACUUCGGGGACCAUGCUUCGGCAGCGCCUCCUGGCGAUGGCUGAAAGAGACGUCUCGCUGCGCGUCGACACGAAUCCAGACGAAGACGGCAUGCAGUCCGCAGGAGGCUGUUCAUGCCUCCUUCGCCUCAGCGGCAGAGGGCCCCUGCAUCUCGCUCUCGUCCUUGAAACGCUCAGACGCGAGGGAUUUGAACUUCUUGUCGCUGCGCCCUCCGUUCUCCCCAGAUGGGGGGACGACGGGGAGCUUCUGGAGCCUGUUGAGGAGAUGGAAGUUGCUGUGCCUCAGGAGCACAUCGGCACCAUCAUCAACGAAGUGAAGCAAAGAAAAGGAGACCUUCUUGAGGUUGUCAGUGCGGCUUCGUCGUCGGCGUCUGCGUUGUCGACCCUGAUUUUCCGUCUGCCCACAAGGAAGGCGUUUGGCCUGCGCUCGUCGAUUUUGACGGCGUCCAAGGGAACGGCGUCGAUCCACGCGGCGUCCGGAGGCUACCAGACGGUCCCGAAGGGCGAGGAGACGGACGGCCUUGUGAAGAUUGCUCGGAAAGACCGACAUGCGAUAAUGGGGUCUUCUGCAGAGUUCGCGAAAAGAAAGGAGAAGUCGGGAUCCGCGUCCAAGGGCUGCAAUGCGUUCAUUCCCAAGGAAGGUGCGAAGCAGUCCGGCGGCUUCAACAUCAAGCGCGGCAUUGAAGGUGCCGGCGGCGGGAAGAAGAAAGACCGAGGCUUCCUUGUCGCCACAGAGGAAGGAACUGUCACAGGCAAAGGCGCCCUCAGUGCGCAGGAGAGAGGCCAGCUCUUUGUUGCACCCGGCGACCAAGUGUACGGAGGCAUGAUUGUCGGUCUCAACAGCAGAGGCGGGGAUCUUCCGAUCAAUGUGUGCAAAGCGAAGAAGUUGACGAAUAUGCGAGCAGCGCACAAAGAAAUAAGUGAAGGCAUUGUCCCCCCCAUUGAGGUCACCUUGGAUUACGGCAUGGAGAUUAUUGGGGCAAACGAGGUGAUGGAGGUGACACCGCGCAGCAUACGACUGGCUGUGCGGUCUGCAAUGCGGAGGUGAAAGCUACAUUGCGGAGGUGGAACUCGGAGCAGUAGAACAUUGGAAAUCUUUGUGUUCUCUUGUCAUUGUUUUUCCGCUCCAUGUCUGCGACUAUUUUGAAGCUACCCGGGUCACUGACGCACACUGUCUGUGUCCACCUCAGUGAUAAGGUACUGUCGUGAUAGAGUGCAGUUCCUUGUUGAAGACGGACCACGUGAUAUUUUGUGGCCUUUCCGUGGGCGCUUCCUGAAAUUUGCGGUGAGGAAACACCAUCACGAUCCAAGGCCUGCGUGUAACAGUGAGGGACCGCACCACGGGG